Oryctolagus cuniculus (rabbit) is the source of this 7331-nucleotide messenger RNA. NCBI's taxonomy places the organism in Eukaryota, Metazoa, Chordata, Mammalia, Lagomorpha, Leporidae. The record is from RefSeq and is a predicted model, not a curated record.
UUUUUUGUUGUUGUUGUUGAAUUUGAGAGAGUUACAGAGAUAGAGACAGAAAGGGAGAGGUCUUCCAUCCAGGAGCUUCUUCCAGGUCUCCCAUGCGUGUGCAGAGUCCCAAGGACUUGGGCCAUCCUCUGCUGCUUUCCCAGGUGCAUUAGUAGGGAGCUGGCUUGGAAGUGCAGUGGCUGAGACCUUAACCAGCACCCAUAUGGGACGCCAGCACUGCAGUCUGGGGCCUCAACCCACUGGUGCCACAGUUCCAGCCCCUUUUCCAGACUUUUUAAAGUACCAUCAUACUUAUUUAGUUGCUUGAAUUGGCACACUUUGACUAUUAGUGUAACUCCUUCAAGUCUCUUUUAAAUGCUCCCAUCAUUUUUUGAGCGCCUCCUGGCUUUUUUGCACCAUGAAGUGCUCCAGAUUUAGCUACUUCCCUGCCUCCAUCAAGAAAUCGCUUGACUUCUCCUGGGAGCUCUGAUACCUUUUAUAGGAGAAUAUUUAAAUAGAAACGAAGGUGUCAAAACUAAGUGUGCUCAUUACUAUUGAAGCAUCUUUGAUUCUAUACUGUCUCAGCCUAGAGAGCUAGGAGAGUGAGUGAGUGAGUGUGUGUGUAUGUGUGUUCUCAUACAUACGCAUACCAUGCGCACAUCUACAUUGAUCGGAACAAUCUUGAGUUCUCAGGGAUUCUUCUGAUUCCAGCCUAUCCACAGGCUUCGUUCCCAUCUCCUUAUUUAUAACCUUUUUCUGACCAUGAGAAACAUAGCUCUAAUUAUCCAGUGUAUCUACUUAUUUGUUCAGUCCUGGAAAACUUGAAAUACUUUCAGAAUUGCUAGCCUACAUCUGUGUGAUUAAGAUUAUACUUCUGUACAUGUAUAAAAUAUGUCUUUGGGGAGGACAUUUGAUGUAACAGUUAAGAUACCACUUGGGAUGCCUGCUUCUGAUAUCAAAGUGCCUGGGUUCAAGUCCAGGCUCUACUCCCAGUCCCACCUUCUACUGAUGUGCACCAUGGAGGCAGCAGGUGAUAACCCAAGUACUUGGGUCCCUGCCCACCCAUUUGAGAGACCAAAUUGAGUCCCUUGCUUUGGCCUGGCCCAGCCCUAGCUGUAGGCAUUUGAGGAGUAAAACAGUGGAUGGGAGAUAUAUAUAUCACUAUCUCUUUGCCUUUCAAAUAAAUAAAAGUUAAAAUAUGCCUUUAAACUUAAUAAAAAUAAGUACUUUUUAUCAUGCAUUUUUUUUCCUCUGGCUGUAUUUCUAGAGUCUCUUGAUUAUCAGCAGUCAUCGUCCCCAUGGUCAGCCAUUUUUUCUGUAAUUCUGUGAUGUUCAAUUUGAAUUUCACUUCCAGCAUUAUCACUUUUUGUCUCUUUGAUGCACUUUGAUCUUGGCCAAUCACUGAGAGAUGAGGUGUCCACACAACAGCAUUUUGUUGUCUGUCCCUGAACGGCAAUUGAUGUGCAGUGAUCAGUCACUGGCAGACCUUGAAGAAAUGACAUGGUUGGUCACUGGUCAUGAUGGCUUCUGUUACCCACUUGGUGACCUGUGGACUGAAGAGCUGGCAGUGAAGUUGCCCACAACCCACAUACUGAGGUUACUGAAAUUUACACAGAUCUGAACUAUGCAAGGAAAGGCCUGCCAGUUCCAUAACUUGGAAGAUCGAUAUAGAAAUCAAUGGCAAUGCAGUGGAUCUUCACAUGAAGUUGGGUGACAAUGGAGAAGCUUUCUUUGUGGAGGAGACUGAAGAGGAAUAUGAAAAGCUUCCUGCCUACCUUGCCACCUCACCAAUUCCUACUGAAGAUCAGUUCUUUAAAGAUAUUGACACCUGUUUGGUGAAAUCAGUUGGAAAUGAAAGAUCAUCUCAGAGUUCAGACAUCUCACACAUCCUGGAAACAGAGACGAUUUUUACUCCAACUUCUGUGAAAAAGAAAAAACGAAGGAGAAAGAAAUGCAAACAAGACAGCAAAAAGGAAGAGCAGGCUGUUUCUCCUGCUGCAGAAGACACAUGUGAUGUGGCCGUGAGCUCUGAUGAAGAGAAGGGAGCCCAGGCAGCAAGAGGAUCUUCGACUGCUUCCUUAAAGGAAGAAGAGUAUAAGGAACCUUUGCUUUUCCAUUCUGGAGACCACUACCCCUUAUCUGAUGGAGAUUGGUCCCCUUUAGAGAACACCUAUUCCCAGGCAGUUUGUCCUAAGAGUGAUUCAGAGUUGGAGGUGAAACCUGCCGAGAGCCUGCUCAGAUCGGAGUCUCAUAUGGAGUGGACAUGGGGCGGGUUCCCAGAGUCCACCAAGGUCACCAAAAGAGAGAGAGGUGAUCAUCAUCCUAGGACAGCUACCAUUACACCAUCAGAAAAUACCCAUUUUCGGGUAAUUCCCAGUGAGGACAACCUCAUAAGUGAAGUCGAGAAGGAUGCUUCCAUUGAAGAAACUGUCUGUACCAUAGUGAAACCCAAACCCAGAGCCUUGUGUAUGCAAAUGGGUGAUGCAACUUCAGCUGCAGAACUUCUCGAACCUCUUCUUGAGAGUCCUCAGAUUUCAUCUAUGUUAGAUGCAGACCACCUUCCCAACCCAUCCUUAGGGGAGGCUCCCUCAGAAUUGAAACCAGCUGCUAAAGUAGACUCGCCGUCAAAGAAGAAAGGUGUCCACAAGAGAAGCCAGCACCAAGGACCUGAUGAUAUUUACCUUGAUGACUUAAAAGUCCUGGAACCUGAAGUUGCAGCUCUAUAUUUCCCUAAAAGUGACUUGGACCCUGGCUCCAGGCAGUGGCCUGAGUCGGACACGCUCUCUGGCUCCCAGUCCCCACAGUCUGUGGGAAGUGCUGCCGCAGAUAGCGGUACUGAGUGCCUCUCGGAUUCUGCUAUGGACUUGCCUGAUGUCACUCUCUCUCUUUGUGGGGGCCUCAGUGAGAACGGAGAAAUUUCCAAAGAAAAAUUCAUGGAACAUAUCAUUACUUACCAUGAAUUUGCAGAAAACCCUGGACUUAUAGACAAUCCUAACCUUGUAAUAAGGAUCUAUAACCGUUAUUAUAAUUGGGCUUUGGCUGCUCCGAUGAUUCUUAGCUUGCAAGUAUUCCAGAAGAGUCUGCCUAAGGCCACAGUUGAGUCCUGGGUCAAAGACAAGAUGCCAAAAAAAUCUGGUCGCUGGUGGUUUUGGCGUAAGAGAGAAAGCAUGACCAAACAGUUGCCAGAGGCCAAGGAGGGAAAAUCUGAGGCACUGCCGUCCAGUGACCUGCCGUCAAACACCAAGGAGCCAGCCAAUGCCAGGCCAGCUGAGGACGACUCAUCAAGUGACGAGGGGUCUCAGGAACUCGAAGAAUCUAUUAAAGUGGACCCUAUACCCCCUGAGCCCCUGAGCCAUGGCAGCACAACCUCAUAUAAGAAGUCUCUCCGACUCUCCUCUGACCAGAUCGCAAAACUGAAGCUCCACAAUGGCCCAAAUGAUGUUGUAUUCAGUAUCACCACCCAGUAUCAAGGCACCUGCCGCUGUGCCGGCACCAUUUACCUCUGGAACUGGAAUGACAAGAUUGUCAUUUCCGAUAUCGAUGGAACAAUAACCAAGUCUGAUGCUUUGGGACAGAUUCUUCCACAGCUGGGUAAAGACUGGACUCAUCAGGGCAUAGCGAAACUCUACCAUUCCAUCAAUGAGAAUGGCUACAAGUUUCUGUACUGUUCUGCGCGUGCCAUCGGCAUGGCCGACAUGACCCGAGGGUACCUGCACUGGGUCAACGACCAGGGCACCAUCUUGCCCCGAGGCCCUCUGAUGCUGUCGCCCAGCAGCUUGUUCUCUGCCUUCCACAGGGAAGUGAUAGAAAAGAAACCAGAGAAGUUCAAAAUUGAGUGUCUAAAUGAUAUCAAGAAUCUGUUUGCCCCGUCCAAGCAGCCCUUCUAUGCUGCCUUUGGAAACCGUCCAAAUGAUGUCUAUGCAUACACACAAGUUGGAGUUCCAGACUGUAGGAUAUUCACCGUGAAUCCCAAGGGUGAAUUAAUACAAGAGAGGACCAAAGGAAACAAGUCAUCAUAUCACAGGCUGAGUGAACUUGUGGAGCAUGUGUUCCCACUCCUCGAUAAGGAACAGAAUUCUGCCUUUCCGUGCCCAGAGUUCAGCUCCUUCUGCUACUGGCGAGACCCCAUCCCUGAGGUGGACCUGGAUGACCUGGCCUGAGGCAGCAUCUCUGGUAGUGAAGGGGCUGCAGUUACUCGCCCCACGGCAAAGGAAGGUGGCCGGACACCUGCUCACCCAAGCAGGGACAGGAUUCCUGGAGCUGGCGCUGCUGACCUCCUUCGCCUUCCCAGGCCACUGCUCAGCACCUGGAAGCAGGAGCGAAGGGUUUGACUUGGGUUAGAGGCCUACGGUCCAUCACACGCAGGCCCUCACACGUGCUUUUUGCCGAGUUAUGUGCUGGCUGCUCCUUCAGUUGUAUAAUAUGAAACGAAAAAAGCUAAAAAGGAGUGGACCAAAACAUUAUACGAAGUAAAGUAUUAUCAUUUCCACUGGGCAGUUGGGAUUGUUUAUCUCGGUAACCAGGGCUUUUUCCAGAGGGUCAGGGUCCACUGAACUGCCCCAAGUCCAGUUUGUGAUACUGGCUGAAACUGCACACAGCUCCUCUCCAGGCCCUUCCUUUGCUGCACACUGAAACAACGGUGCUCAGGUGUGCCAAGCUGGGGGGGCCUCCAGGGGAGAAUAUCCCCUCCUGUCGUCAUUUUUUCAUCUGUGACUACUCCAUGCUGAGACGCCUUUAAGUUAUUUCUUAGACAUAGCCAGAAGAACAGAUCUUGUAGGUCUAUAUUUGAUAUCUGUAAUAAAAGUACUAAUAGCAGGAAGUUGGGUUUUAAAGCAAACAAACAAAAACCAUAACAGUUGUUUUCAAGGAAGCCUCAGACGCAGGUGUGCACUUGUGUUUGCCCUUGGGAGUAGACCUUUUUUCUGUCUCUACCUGUUGCCUGGCUUAGGUGGGCCUUUGGGUGUCUUGCUUUGGGAACAGGAUGCCCGGAAUUUGGUGCUUCCGAUUUGUUAGGGAAGCACAGAGGAGCUUGUGUAAAGGUCACUGGCCAGCAGGGAUUGGCUCUGGCACUUAUAAUUACAACCCCAUAGAAAGCUGGUGGAAAGCGUGUAAGUGCGUUUUUGGAGUUGCCUGUGGAGCGAUCUGCCCUCUGCAGUGUCCUGAGCCCACCAUUCUGCCUCUUCCAUUAGCCAGGGACUCCUGUGCUCUGCCACACAGAGGCUGCCCUAUGAGAUUUCACGGGGGCUUGAAGGGUACCCAUGCAUUGUCACUGAAAUGUACAUCACCGCUUCAUUUACUGACUUGUGAGAAGCUCACGUCAGCGGGGAAGGGCGUGUACUGAAAGUCCUCCUGAGUGUUUCUGGGUGCUGACAGUGUCUGCGGUGUUAACAGCAAGAGCACCAUUAGCAGACUUUCAGGGAACCAGCCACAGCCCCGUGUCUUAGUCCUCACUGGGUAUGUGCAGGAGGUGGAGACACAGACGUCAUCCUGGAAGGGUUUUCUUUCCAGAUUUUCCUGCCUCUGCUGUUGUGUUGGAGACAUCUUUUUGUUUUAGUUUGCCUCAUCCAAAAUAAUACUGAUCUGAAGUUUGAGUAAAGGGGUAGUUAUUUUUCCAGAUUGGAGAGUUCAGAAUCCUGGCUGAUGGCAGCCAGUGUCCCAGUGCUGUUGGAUGCAGAGACAAUGUUGAACCUGGUUCUCAGUGGCAGAAUGUUCACAGAGAGGUUGCACAAGGUUUCUCCAGGGCAAAUAUUCCCCCUUACGUAGUUGCCAAGGACUAGUAGUUCAGUGAGUUUAUUUCUUACAAAACAAGGUUAGGGAAGUUAGGUUAUGUUCAGUGACAUUCUGCCCAGUUAGUGAAGUACAGUUGCAGUAGAGCAGCCAUGCAGUUAGUUCCUCGAUGUCAUAGGCACCGUCAGUGUGUCCCCUCAGCCACCCUUGAUUUACAGGAAGAGCGGGAGCUGCGUGUGCUUCUCCCCAGUUCAGUGGGAAUUUGUAUAUAUGUGGUACGCAAAAGCUUAAUUCACAUCUUUCUUAGUUCUUUUCGGUUAUCCUUUAGAGUAGUUGACUGGUUUGUUUAUUUUUCUUGACAAGCUCUUCUCUUUGGACACAGGGGCUUUCUCAGAGGGUGCACCCUAGGGCCUGGAUCUCUGGGGCAAGGUUGAGGACAUCUGGUCCCUCUGACCCAGUGUCUAUUAGCACUAGACUUUGUUGCUGCAGAUUGAUCCAGUGGGUACAUAGGCUAAUUAAUGUGAGUCUCUUUCCUUGUUUAAAGGAGUCCCUGUUGCUGAAAGUAGAUGAUUACUUUUGCUGUAGUGUUAUGAACGUAUUAGUUUGUGCUGAAAAUCCAUUGCCAUUUGGUACAAAUGACAUUGUUCUUUCUGUGAAAGAGAGAUGCUCUCGAGUGUGUUUGUACACAAACCUGAGAAUGGUGAAUUGAAGCAUCACCCUAGGCUGGCCUCGGUGGGUGAGGUUGCAGGCAGAUGGGGCUCUGCUGAGUCAGUCAGUCGGCCGCUCCAUCGGUGACAGAACCCCUUUACCCCUUUCCAGUUCAGUCUGGUGUUAGUAUUUGCUUUCAUGUCCCUGUGUUGAGGCGUGUACUGGUGUGUGGUGGGCUUGACAGACCUGGAGCAGGCAAACUGAACCCUUAUUCAAGGACUGUUUUGCUGUGCUUAAAAACAUUUCAUAAUUUUCAGUUGGAAAAGGGAAAAACUAAUGAGACGUCCUAAAGUCAUCGGUAGAACAGCUGAGGAAGCAAGCUGACACGGUGACUGGAAAGCAUGUCUGCCCCUCAGCAGCCCACCUGGCCACCGGGCCUGUGCACACAGCCCUGCCGCUGUUUGCUCUUGAAGGUGUGCAGGCAAGACCUUUUCAAGAAGAAACGGUUAGAAAAAAGGAAGCUCCUCUUCUUUUUGCAAGUUGGCGAAAACAGAUUCUUCCAGGGAGUUUUACAAGUGUCAUCGUAUUCAUUCUGCAAAGCUUUGUUUCCCCCGCCUUUUUUUUUUUUUUUUUUUAAAUAGAGCAUUCCGGGUUUAAUAAAACUGGUUAGGUAUUAGUUAAAAUGAGUGCUCUUCCAGGUGAGAACUGCUUUUUCGGUUUGCUUUGAAGGUAAGAAAGAGGGAGGGGGGAACUUUGCUCUUUUAAUUUAAUAAUUAUGUUCAGCCUCUGAUAAAGUAUUUGAUUAUUAGACAGCAAUGCCACUAAUAACUUUUAAGUUGUCAAAAAUUAAUUGUAAACAUCAGUACAGUACUCUUAGUUAUGGUAAAGACAAUUGUCUUAAAAUGAAUGGCUCAUAUUUUGAUGCAGUGUUUGAUGUUCAAAACAAAAUGUUACAACAAUAAAAAAAUUAAACAAUG